AUGGACUACAUCUUUGGGUGUGCGCUCGGUUUCUUACGCUGCGCGUCUGUGGCCGUUUCGUACGACAUCGCUUGCCAAUGGAGCGUCAACCUGGAGAAGCGGCUUGCUCGCGUUCCGGCUGGCCAGGCCCUCAGCGCAGGGGCGGCAAAGUUUGCGUCUUGGAUGAAGGACAGCUCCGGAACGUCGGCGUCUCUUUGGUCCAAGGUUAAAUACGCCGUGCCGAAGUUCCACCUCUACGCACAUAAGGUGGCCUGUCAAGUUAAAUGGUCGUUUCUGUGGCUCGUGGGCGCAGGCGCGACGGAUGGCGAAGGUUGCGAGCGGAUAUGGUCAGGAGCAAACCCGGCCGCUUCAAGCCUGCGAGAGAUGGGCCCCGGUUCGAUGCAGGAUACUAUGGACGACAUGUGCGGCUAUUGGAACUGGCUGAAGACGUGCGGAAUCGCGGAUCUUUUGAAGGCUCGCAUGGAGAGGGCUUUGGAAGAGGCGCGGCGACAAUGCAUCAUUCACACAGAGCUCACAGCAGCGAUACGCGAAGAGGAUCCUGAGAUGCUUGCAACCACGCAAGCGCAGGUUCAAAACUGGGAAUGCGACAAUAAGAAACCCAGCCCGUACCACAUCGUAAAGGAGCGCCUCACGGUCGCACAGAUCAGGCUCGCGGCUGCAAAGGCGCAGGGUUCCUCGGUGGAGAAACUGGCCAACGAAGCAGGCGACGUCGCGGAGGGUAGCGAGGAGGGCACGGCCGACCUUACGAACUUCCUCUUGCUCGGCUUCGAUAUCGAAGAAGAACAGGCGAGGCUGACUAAAGGUGCGGCGGCACCGGACGGCGACGACUUACUUGCGGACGACGACAACGAAGGCUCGCGAACAACGAAGCAAAACACCACUCGGACGCAGGCUUUAAACAACCUUGUGCGCAUGAUCGAGGACUUUCGCGACAAGCAGGCGCAUUGCAUGGCGUCGACGUUCGCUGCUCUGACGUGCGAAGACCGUUCGCCAGACCGCCGCACUGCGAUCCAAGCGAGGCUUUACAUGCCCUCCCAGCCGCCGCCCAAGACGGCCAUGGCUAGCGCGUCUUCAAGCGCUGCGCGCGAGAUGGAAGCUAAGCUCCGCUACGCGUCUAUGGACGAUGAGCUGGAGAACCUUCGCCACCAGCUGCGCCUGCGGGGCUGCCUGUACCGCCACAGCCGCCGCCAGUCGAAAGGCCAGCGGGCGAGCACGCGGUCGCUCACGGCUCAGAAGAACGUGAGCGCGAACAUAGACAAGGCGGCGGCAGCUUAUCGACGCCACCGUGAGCGGUACGAGCUUUUGGAGGGCAAAGGGGCUUGGGAGGAUGCCAUGCGGGAGUUGAAGGGCGCCGACCUCCGCAGUUUAAGCGACGGGUUGAUCAAAGAGAUGGAGGCGAGCACCGAGGACCAAGCGCUGGCCUAUCUUGCUGAGCGCAACGGCACUGUAAGAUCUGGCGAUACCACGCGCCAGAUUUCUUGGAUCUGGACCACGGCGUCCGGGGAGUCGGGUUUGAAGGUCACCGCUGAGCUCAUGGUCGAAUGGUGCAAGAGCCGCGCGCGUGCGCAGCGCUGGGUUGAGGAGGUGCGGCUUUUGGACGAGGAGAUGCGGAGGUCGUUGGCUUUCAACGAGACGAUGGCGCAGCGGUGGGACAAACGCCGCGAACCGGAAGCGACCAUAGCGCUCACGACGGACACCGAAAGAUGGGCUGCGGACAAAGGUUAUAAGGACGGUGUCCGUGCAUACGCAUACAAGCAGGCCUGGAUUCGUCGCGCGCAGGCGAUGAGGUGGCGGUCCACUGUGGCGGGCGUGCGUUUGCAGGCCAUGACGUUCAUCAGCACUCACUCUGCGGAUGGGACCUGCACGGAGCCAGUCGAUGGACUGCUUGAGAGCAUUGAAGGCAUGAAGGUGGGCCGAAAGCGUAGCGAAUAUGUUAGGGGGUAG
Peniophora sp. CBMAI 1063 is the source of this 1944-nucleotide messenger RNA. NCBI's taxonomy places the organism in Eukaryota, Fungi, Basidiomycota, Agaricomycetes, Russulales, Peniophoraceae. The record is from the annotation of a GenBank genome assembly.